AUGCUUGGUUAUAGGGGAGACGUAUCUGCAAGAGUUGUAUCAACGAAGUCAGAGAAACCAGAAGCUUUUGUAGGUGAGAUAGAUGGAGACAUACCUGUUGUGACUGGAGCAGCAGUAUCCAAUGGAAUAUCCCUCAGCAACCGAGUGGAUUCUGAGACAUCUCUCGAGGAGAACAGUCUCAUUAUAAGAGCUGAAAUCGGAAAAUUAAUGGGAACCCACAUAAGCAAGAACAAGCAUGGUGAAACUUCAGGUGCAGUCAACAAUCUGCAAUACACAAAAGAACUCAAUUCCUAUGAAGCUGCCUGCAGGCUUGAUGCAGAUGUGCAAUCCUUCGAUACGACUCUCCAAUCAAGAACCAAUAACGUUAUCAGUUCUCUAGCUGUUGGGGUGGAAGUUCGAGCUCUGUCUGUGGAUUCUUUGAAGGAUGUGACGGAAUGUCUGCUGGAGAUGAAUCAGGAGGUAGUUAAGGUAAUCUUGGAGUGCAAGAAACACAUAUGGAAGAAUCAAGAAUUGUUCGAGCUGGUGGAGGAUUACUUUGAGAAUAGCUUUAAGACUUUAGACUUCUGUUCUUCGUUGGAGAAGUGCCUAAAGCGUGCUCGUGACGGUCAAUUGCUCAUUCACUUCGCGCUUCAGCAGUUCAAAGACGAGGAUGAUCCAAUGGGAGGAAAUAGAUAUACUAGAACAUUGGAAGAGUUGAAGAAUUUCAAAGCCGCUGGCGACCCUUUCACUGCAGAGUUCUUCCAAAAUUUCCAGUCUGUCUAUAAGCAACAAAUAUUAAUGCUCGAGAAAUUGCAACUUCGAAAGAACAAGCUCGACAAGAAACUAAAAUACAUACACACUUGGAGAAAGGUCUCGAGUGUUAUCUUUGCUGCCACAUUUGCGGCUGUGCUAAUUUGCUCGGUAGUGGCUGCUGCCAUGGCUGCACCGCCCGUGGCAGCUGCUCUUGCCGCAGCAACUUCCAUUCCAUUGGGAUCAAUGAGAAAGUGGAUUAAUUCCCUUCUAAAGAACUACGAAAUUGUUAUUAAACGUCAAAAGGAGAUAAUUAACUGUGUGAACAUUGGCACAUAUGUCACUAUUAAGGACUUGGAUAGUAUUCGAGUACUCAUUGAUAAAUUGGAGGCUGAGAUCGGAUCACCCUUAAAAAAUGCUGAUUUGGUUAUCAACGAAGAGGCCGUGAAACCAGGCAUUGAAGAAAUCCAGAAGAAACUUGACGGAUUCAGGAAAAAUAUCGAGGAUUUAGGGGUGCAAGUUGAUGUUUGCAGCCGUGACAUUCGUCAGGCUAGGACUGUUAUACUGCAACGGAUUAUCAGACAUCCCAACCAUUGA
Fraxinus pennsylvanica is the source of this 1326-nucleotide messenger RNA. NCBI's taxonomy places the organism in Eukaryota, Viridiplantae, Streptophyta, Magnoliopsida, Lamiales, Oleaceae. The record is from the annotation of a GenBank genome assembly.